UUUUAUAUUAUAAGUUUCUCAAUUCAAAUCGAAUUAAGUACAGGGAUUCCAAUUUAAGUUUAUAUUUAAAGAAGUAAUUUAAAAAUGAAAACGUAAGUAAUUGAUUUUUACUCUACUUCUAUAAGAAGAGUAUUGGUUCACUACAGCCUAAUGACCAGGAUUAAAAUAUUAAUCUAGAACAGUAAUUAUAAAGCUAUCAGUUUUCUACAUAAAGCAUAUAACCUUAUAUUUUGAAAUAAUUAGUUAGUCUCCGUUACAUAUUAUUGUUUGCUAUGCAUACUCACCAUCAUCGUAUUGACUUUUUACUGAAGGCAUCUACUGCUAAGUUUUGGAAAUUACUACACAACAGAAAGAUCCUUUUACUGAACAACAUCGUCAACAGCUUGGAAUGUAAAAGCUAUAUUUGCAAUACAUUCCCAACUAUAUUUGAAUAUAUUUUAAAAUAUAUGCAUUGAAAGAAAAAGCUAACAACAAGGUAUAAUCAAUCUAACUUGACUUAAGCUCUUUCCGAACAAUUUGAGUCAUAAGAUCUUUUUCUAAUCGAACAAAAAUCCGUAAAAACUUAAAAAAUUCCGGUUUACUCAUAGUAAAUUUAUUCUCAGCACUCAUAGAAAAGCAUGACGGUUGUGCUAUAUUACAAGCCGCAUAGUCCAUCAUGUCGUUCCGUAAUGAUGGUAGCGAAACAUCUUGGAGUGCAGUUGAAUUUGAAGUUCAUCAGCAUACCACAAUUGGAACAAUUAAAGCCUUCUUUUCUCGAGAUGAAUCCGCAACAUACAGUACCAACCAUGGAUGAUGAUGGUUUCAUACUAUGGGAAAGUCGUGUUAUACUUCCAUACAUAGUAUCAAAAUACGGAAAAAAUGAUGCCCUCUAUCCCAAGGAUCUGAAAAAGCGUGCAACUGUAGAUCAACGUUUGUACUACGAUAUUGAUGUAUUGUAUAAAAGCAUCGUGUCUUAUUUCUCUCCAGUACUAUUAGGCCAGACGGAGGAACCACCUAAGGAACAGUUGCCAGCCUUGGAAAAGGCUUUGAAAUUGCUUAACGACUUUCUUAAAAAUGGAAAAUACGUUGCUGGCGAUCGAUCGACUAUUGCUGAUUAUUACAUUGUAGUUAAUAUUUGCACAUUGAUGGGAUUUGGUUUCGAAAUUGCUCAAUACGAUCAAAUUGUAGCAUGGUAUAAUCUCUGCAAAAAAGUCAUGAAAAAUGAUGGUUUUGAAGAAUUUAAUGAAGAACAGGCUAAGGUUUUGGGCAGAUUUUAUUUAUCUAAUUUAAAAACUUAAAUUAAUUCUUUGAAAUCUUAGUGAAUAUAUUAGAAACAGUCAUGCUAAUGUUCAAUAUAUGA
This is a messenger RNA of Nasonia vitripennis (jewel wasp), 1339 nucleotides long. Its product is annotated as glutathione S-transferase D7. Bases 618 to 1277 code for a protein of 219 amino acids. NCBI's taxonomy places the organism in Eukaryota, Metazoa, Arthropoda, Insecta, Hymenoptera, Pteromalidae. Gene Ontology annotation, molecular function: glutathione transferase activity. Gene Ontology annotation, biological process: glutathione metabolic process. The transcript has 5 exons. The record is from RefSeq and is a predicted model, not a curated record.